This is a messenger RNA of Triticum turgidum subsp. durum (durum wheat), 1392 nucleotides long. The record is from the annotation of a GenBank genome assembly. NCBI's taxonomy places the organism in Eukaryota, Viridiplantae, Streptophyta, Magnoliopsida, Poales, Poaceae.
AUGGGGCACGGAGCCAGCUGCGGCCGCCCCAGCGAGGAGGUGGACUUCUUCGGCGCGGCACAGUCCGGCGACCUCGCCCGCCUCUCCGCCGCCGUCAGCUCCCGCCCCUCCCUCCUCCGCCGCACCACGCUCUUCGACCGCCUCUCCCUCCUCCGCCGCACCACGCUCUUCGACCGCCUCUCCGCGCUCCACAUCGCCGCCGCCCACGGCCACCUCCAAGUGGUCUCCAUGGCAUUGGAUCUUUGCGUGGAGCCGGACGCCGUGAACCGCCACAAGCAGACGGCGCUGAUGCUCGCGGCGAUGCACGGGAGGACCGAGUGCGUGCGGCGGUUGCUCGACGCCGGCGCCAAUAUCCUGAUGUUCGAUUCGUCGCACGGGCGGACGUGCCUGCACUACGCGGCGUACUACGGCCACUCAGACUGCCUCCGGGCCAUCCUGACGGCGGCGCGGACCGCGCCGGUGUCGCAAUCCUGGGGAUACGCGCGGUUCGUGAAUGUGCGGGACGACACCGGAGCGACGCCGUUGCACCUGGCGGCGAGGCAGGGCUGGCGCCGCUGCGUCCACGUCCUGCUGGAGAACGGCGCCAUCGUGUCCGCCUCCAGCGGCGCCUUCGGAUUCCCCGGGAGCACGCCGCUGCAUUUGGCCGCGCGCGGCGGGAGCCUCGACUGCGUUCGCCAGCUGCUCUCCUGGGGCGCCGACCGCCUCCAGCGCGACUCCGUCGGGAGAAUUCCAUAUGAGGUGGCGGUGAAGCGAGGGCAUGUGGCGUGCGCGGCGCUGCUGAACCCGUCAUCGGCAGAGCCCCUAGUGUGGCCUUCGCCUCUCAAGUUCAUCAGCGAGCUGGAGCCUGACGCCAAGGCUCUCCUGGAGGCAGCCCUGAUGGAGGCCAAUCGGGAGAGGGAGAAGAGGAUCCUCAAAGGGGCCAAGAAUUCAUUGCCAUCGCCGUCGCGUUCAGAUGACGGUGCCACCGUCUCCGAGGGCGGCGAGGUGUGCAGCAUCUGCUUCGACCAGGCGUGCGCGAUCGAGGUCCGGGAGUGCGGGCACCAGAUGUGCGCGGCGUGCACGCUGGCGCUCUGCUGCCACGCCAAGCCCAACCCGGCCACGCAGAGCCAGCCGCUGCCCACAUGCCCCUUCUGCCGCGGCGGCAUCACCCGGCUGGCGGUGGCCACCAGGGCCAAGGCCGGCGACGACGACGACGAGGAGGAAGGAGCAGAAGGCAGGCUGGAGUCUCCGCGGCACCGGCGGUCUCGCCGGUCCCUGAACCUCAGCGGCGGCGGCGACGGGGGCAGCAGCAGCAGCAGCCUCAUGGGCAGCAUCGCCUCGUCCAUCGGCAAGAUGGGCCGGCGCAAAACCGACAGCAGCGAGCUGCAGGUGCAGCUCGACGACAAGCCAUAG